Molecule: messenger RNA, 417 nt
Organism: Lactuca virosa
Lineage: Eukaryota; Viridiplantae; Streptophyta; Magnoliopsida; Asterales; Asteraceae
Source: the annotation of a GenBank genome assembly
AUGUGGCAUGGUUACUUCAAAAGGGUGUUGUCCGGGUGGUGGACAUGGCUGAGUUCUCCCUUGGGGUUAGUAAAAAGAAGGCGGUGUGCAUGGCCACCGGCGUGGAGGGGGGAGGGACAAGCAGUCUGUGAGCAAGUUGUCACCGGGAAGUUUGUCUUCGGGGAACCGAGCGUCGUUGUGGAGCAUACACAGGGGAUGCAUGAUGCUGUAAAAUCUUUUAUGGAGACAGACUUUGCCUCCUAUCUUCGCCUUGGUGAGCUAGACAUGGAAGGCCUUCGCCAAUUGUGCCGCGAUCAGGAUGCUAAAGGGGACCAUCCUGAAGGUGACUCCUCCAAGACCAGGCCCUCCUCCAAUCCUCCUGGUGGUUUAUGCUGGCCACCGGUGAUCAUGUGCCCUUAUUUUUUCUUGUUGAGGUAA